Musca vetustissima is the source of this 1383-nucleotide messenger RNA. RefSeq lists its product as uncharacterized. The coding region runs from base 1 to 1383 and encodes 460 amino acids. The transcript has 4 exons. The record is from RefSeq and is a predicted model, not a curated record. NCBI's taxonomy places the organism in Eukaryota, Metazoa, Arthropoda, Insecta, Diptera, Muscidae.
AUGAGAAUACAAAGAUCGUGGUUAAUUUUACUUGGCACUCUGGUUUUAAUAAUAAGCCAAGCCAAAUCACAGGAAAUCGACGCAACGCAAGAACAGGAAACGACAACCAACAACACAUCUAACGGCAAUGGAGACAGCACCGAUUCUGUAGAUGAGCACAAUGUCAAAGUAAGUGAAAAUCGGUUGGCGGCUCAGCUUUAUGCUGUCUUGGAACACUACAAACAAGAAGAUCCUGUAGGAUUCCCUGGAGCUCCCGUACCCGAUCCCAUGGAUGUACCCGAUAUGAAGAAAAGUCUUGGCAUGGCUACGUUGAGUAUGUACGAUGUCAAAUCGUAUGGCUUAUCAAAAUUUCGCAUUGUCAGUAUAAAGGCCGAUUUAAAUGCUAUGACGGUCAAAUGUGCGGUUGAGCUGGAUGAAAUGAUUACUAAGGGAAUGUAUACACUGACAUCUUUCUUUUCCAAGGCAAAUGGUCCCUUUAUUGUCAUUCUGAAAAAGGUUUUAAUUACAGGAGUCGCAACAUUAGCUGUCCAACGAGACGGCCAUUUACUCACCGAUCACAUUAAAAUGGAUGUAACAUUCUCCGACAUGUCUAUGGAUUUCCAAAAUCUAGGAUUUUUGGGUACAGUGUUCCAGGGCAUUGUUAAUUCGGCACCUAAUCUGGUAUUUGAUGCCAUGAAACCCUUCAUGUUGCAGGAAGCUGAUUCGAAAUUGAGAGAGGAUAUCGACAAAAACAUUGCCAAAUUAAUGGGCGACAAGUUAUUACCAAAUUCCAUAAGUCCUUUGGAUAUGGCUAUUGCUGAGGGGCGCAAACAAGUGCGUGAAAUGGGUUACGAUCCUUUCCGCUUGCCUGACUACAAUCGCACGAUGGGUGUAUUCGGCAUGCAAUUGUCGAAUACAUGGAUUCACGGAUUAUCGACAUUCUACAGACAUGGCGAUGUUAUUGCUUCCAUGGAAAACAAUACUAUCUUCCUAGAGGUCACAGUUGGAACUCAACAAAUAGCUGGCGGUGGCCAAUGGGAAGUAAAUGGCGGCCUUGUUUCACGAGUUGGUCACAUUCAAUUCACUUUGCAAUACAUUCGACUGACUGUCGAUGUGAGUCAACCAUUGGAUACCAGAAAACGUCCACAAAUAAAUGAUUUGCAAAUCGAUAUGGGCAACAUUCAAGUUAGAUGCGAUGGUGCUGGUACGUUGGACUAUGUCAUGGAAUUUGUGGUCAAUAUUUUGCCAAACUUGUUGCGUUACCAAAUCAUGGAUGCUUUGGAGAAUCCUAUUAAGAUGCGUAUCCAAGAGAAAUUCAAUUCAAUUGACGUGGAGCAAACAAUUAAGGAUAACUUUGAAAAAUACCAGAAUGGAGAGAAGAUUUCCUUCGAUUUUAAAUUGUAA